Messenger RNA from Platichthys flesus (European flounder), 3072 nucleotides. RefSeq names its product RNA-binding protein 4.1-like. The transcript has 3 exons. The coding region runs from base 88 to 1245 and encodes 385 amino acids. Gene Ontology annotation, biological process: mRNA splicing, via spliceosome. Gene Ontology annotation, cellular component: nuclear speck. The record is from RefSeq and is a predicted model, not a curated record. NCBI's taxonomy places the organism in Eukaryota, Metazoa, Chordata, Actinopteri, Pleuronectiformes, Pleuronectidae. Gene Ontology annotation, molecular function: mRNA binding; zinc ion binding.
AGAAUAACCGUCUGCAACAACGCCAUUUCACUUUCAUUCAUUUGUGUCGAGGCCUACGUCGGUUUACUGGACACACCGAACUUCAUCAUGGUGAAGAUUUUUAUCGGCAAUCUGGCCUGCAACACCACACCCGAGGAGCUGCGCGAACUUUUCGAGAAGUACGGCAAAGUUGCGGAAUGUGACAUCGUCAAAAAUUACGGGUUUGUUCAUAUGAACAACAUCUCGGAAGCAGAGGUGGCCAUUCAGAACCUCCACCAACACCAGUUGCAUGGCUGGCGUAUGAACGUGGAGAUGAGCAAAGGGAGGCCCAAGUCCACCACCAAGCUGCACGUCAGUAACCUUGGCGAAGGAAUCACUUGUGAUGUUCUGCGGGCAAAGUUUGAAGAUUUUGGCUCAGUGGUGGAAUGUGACAUAGUGAAGGACUAUGCAUUUAUUCACAUGGAGCGAGUGGAGGAUGCCAUGGAUGCCAUCAGUAAGAUGGACAACACAGCCUUUAAAGGCAAGCUGAUGAGCGUACAGCUGUCCACCAGUCGGCUUCGCACUGCCCCGGGAAUGGGAGAACAUACCGGCUGCUAUGUCUGCGGGAAACAUGGUCACUGGUCGAAAGACUGUCCAAACGGUCGGAGCGAUAGCCACGGUGAUGACGAGAGAGGUCACAGCGGCCGGGUCCCCCCACGCGGUCCCCCAGGUUAUGGCAGGGGCAGCUACGGAAUGGCCCCACCUCCAGGAGCUGAUUACAUGGGUGGCUCUGCGUAUAGUCUGGGUAGUUAUGCGGGUGGUAUCCCUCCACCCCCUCGCAGGCUCAGUGGCUACGGCUCUGAGCUGGGGGAUAGAUAUGGAGGCAGACCAGCAGGCUCCUAUGCUGACAGGCCAUCACCUUAUGAUCGUGACCGCCUUUAUAGCAGUGUUGACUAUUAUGAGAAGUACAGAGCUCGGCCUUAUGGCUCAAGCUAUUUCGAGGAUCGUCGCAUGUCUUAUCUCCCCCCUCCCCCACCCCCCCCUUCCUCCCUUUCAAAGCUCUCCUCCGGUGUCGAUCCGUACGACCGUCGGCCACCGCCUCCACCUGUAGCGGCCGCUUCAGCUGCCGCUUACUAUGCACAAGACCGCAACCCGAUCGGACGAGUACCCGUCUCUGCGGCCGGCUACACCUAUGAGCGCACACGGCUGUCACCGGUGUCCUCCAGGAGCACCUACGCUACUCCGCGACCCAAGGAUCAUUAUGCGCCACGUUACGCGCCUUACUAAAACCACGGGGCCAAGGUGAGCAGCAUAGUAAACAUCCAUGACAGAAUAUUUGAUUUAAUGAUAAGGGGACAUUUUUAUGUAAAAACACUUCUGCUCUGUGUGCACUGGGAUCUGGCUAAUUUGUUAGAGGCUGUGCUGCAAAUAUUUAGGGAUUAAACCCCCUUUCUGAAAGGGUAUUGCUUUGCUCUCUUUGUAGGUCUAUUUGUGAACUGCGGGACUUUUCUUUUGCCGUCAUAUCUUCGAUCUACAUGAUUCCAUCUAUCCGCGCAAUGUGCGGCUAAGCAUAUGAGAUGCGGAAAGUUUGGAAAUUGUGUUGGCAUCUUCAGGGCACCUGAGAGGCCAGUUGCCUGCAGAUGAAUUGUCCUUCCAGUCACAUUCACAUAUUCUGUUUUCAAUAAGGAUGAUGGUGAUUAGAAAACUGCACUGUUAAACAUUUAUGUUGUAUAAAACAAUAAUUUUUUCACUUGUUCUGCAGUUUUUCAGCUCAGUUUUUAGCCAUGUCUUUUUUUUCUUAACCGUGUUUGUUCCUCACGAUUUGCAAAUUGUUUAAUUGAGCAAAUGUGAAUUGCUUGGAUUUUGUUUUUCACUUAAAGAAAGCUGGAUUUAUACCUCUAUGUAAAGAAGCUGUGCCAUACACAUAGUCUAUAAGAUUACACAAUUGGCUACACUACAGUUGGUGUGAAUCUUCUGAAAAAUGAAAAUAGUGCAGGGUUGAAGAAACCAUGUGGGAACAGCAAGAAUUGCGAUUGGCUGUGGGAUUGAGUUUUUUCCCCCACAUCUUGCUGAUUCUGAUGUAGAUGGGGAAGACAACAAUAUGGAAGUUAAAGAUGGACCCUCUGUAAAGAUUAAUGAACAUAAACACAGCAAUCCCAUGGAAGAAGUCUCUUUAUUCAGUAAGUCGACACAUUGAACUCCUUUUAACUAUUUGAAUUGACUAUAAAUCCAGCUGAAGUGCUUUUGUUCCUUUUUUAAUAUGUAAACAUUUGACUUUAUUUUCCAAUUGGGAAUCAGGUUAACCCAUGUAGUAUUAUGAAUCAUUUGCUUGUGGUGCAGUAUAGCCUCAUCUUACCCCUCAGCACACGUCUCAUUUGAUCCAAGUCCAUUAUAUGGAUGUGGAUAAAGAGGAAAAUUUGUAUUGAAUAAUCUUAAUCUGGUUCGUACUCUUUGACAGCUAAAACCAGUAGUUUUCCCCUGAGAGGGUGAAAACACCGAAAUCUCCCUGGUUUGGGGUGUACAACAAAACUCUGUAGAAAAUGAAUGGACAGUGAUUCACACUGAAGAAGACAACCGAUUAUUGAAUCCAUAUCCAUGUAACUGACUUGGCCUUGUGUUCAUUUAGGAAACAUAAUAGAACUGUGAUUAUUUGGGAAAGGUGCUGAGUGAACAAAUUGAAGGUAAGAAAAAAUAAUCUCAAACAUUCCAGCCUCUCAUUUUUUCAGAGUUGCAAUGUGUUCAUAAAAUAUAUAUAUAUAAAAGAACUAAAAAUGGUAAAACCAAACCAGAAUAUUGGCUGUUAGGCAUUGUGCAUCAAAAUAUUAGUUUUCUUCCCACUGAAAAUAAUACAAACCCCAUCAAAGGUAGGGUUUCAGUGUGGGGUGGAUGUGUGUUGUAUACGUAUUAAAGCUAAAGCAGAUACAGAAAUGUGAGGCAGGGCUGCGGCUGUACAAGUCAUGAGGUACUUUCUUUGUUAAGGGUGCCUGUGUAAGUUUUGAAUAUAGAUGGCUUUGGAGUUUAUAUUUUUCUUACUAGCUGUGGAAGUACCAGCAUACACAAAAAAAACUAAACUGAGUAUGAUUUUUAAUAAAGCCAAAAUAAUUUUGGUCUUGA